Messenger RNA from Symbiodinium natans, 2145 nucleotides. The record is from the annotation of a GenBank genome assembly. Lineage: Eukaryota; Dinophyceae; Suessiales; Symbiodiniaceae.
AUGGAAACGCUCUGCCAGGCCCUCCAAGCUUUGAGCGCCAAACAGGCAGAGCUCCGAAGGUUCUUCACAAUGGCUCACCGCCUCGGCACCGUUCUGAACAGCAACUGCCUCGCGCCACAGGCUCCGAACGGCUUCAGCCUCUCUUCGCUUGAAAAGCUGAUCCAGACCAAAUCGACAGCUUCUCCGAAGCACAACAUGCUGCAUUUCAUCCUGGCCAUGAUGACAUCCUCCGAGUCUUCUUCACUUUUCUCAGAUGAGGAUGUGACACUGCUGGCCAAAGCGAAGGCGAUGAAGAGCUUCACAGUGUACCAGGACUGCACUGAGCUGACGCAGGGCUUCCAGGCCAUCCGCGAGAUAUGCGAGACAGGCAGAUACCAGAGCGUUGUGACCGGAGAGAAGGUGAAGAUGGAGCGAAGGAGGAUGACCAAAGCAUCAAGAGAUGAGGCUGAGGAGACAAUUGAUGCCAACGAUACAUUUCACACUGCCAUGAAGGCCUUCGUCGACAAGUACGAUCGUCAAGUUGAAAGCGUAGAGCAGGGCUGCUACUGCUCCUUCAUCAUGUAUAAGGAGCAGGCCUUGUUUCUUGGCGAUCUCUCAGUCUACCCUCCACCGAAGGAUGAUCAGGAGGGUAAGGCUGAUCUCCUGGCCAUCAUGCACAGGCUUGCUGUGCAAGUGCGUCGACAUGCCGCAGAGGUAGAGAAGGACCGGCCGUUUCCAGUGCAGAUCAGUUCGGUUGAUGGCAAGUUGCAAAAGCUUGCGCUUGCCUGCAGAGCCAUUGGCUUGAUUGGCUUGAACAACUCACUAUGGGUCAGGCGCUUGGUUGUGCCUUCCAUGUACCUUCAAUGCCUUCUUGAGUCUCCUUUCCACUCCGAAAGGCCCUCCAGGCGACCCCACUCCCAUGCCGAGCCGGUUUCCGACUUAAGGAGGAAGGACAAAGACCGGCGCUGGCAGCCGACGGAGGAGGUGCCGAGUCCAAGCCUCGGAGCCGACGAGGCAACGCUCGCCCUACUGCAAGCAUCGCGCUGGCUGCCCGAUGCGAUUGGGCUGCUUGUCAGAAAGCCGCUCUCAGAGUUGAGGGCAGAGCUGCGUGUAGAGGAUGACGACGAGUCGCCGGUGGCAUCUUCCGGGGGCAGCCUGAUGGCCUUGUCUGUCUUCCUUCGCCGCACGCUGCAGGCAUUGCUGGACCUCCAAGAGGCUUCCCAUGGCUCUCAGCCGUCGGUGGCUCUUCAGGAAGCGGAUGCCAUGAUGCAAUGGCUGGUUCGAACACGCGACGAGCUUUGCAUGUGGGGGCAGCGAGCUGGCAGAGCAGUCAGGGCUCUGGCAGCAGGUGCUUCCCAGCAGCUGGGCAUACAAGAGCUCGGAAGCCAGCUGCAGUCCUUCAUACAGGACUCGAUGGUGGAAGCAAUGAAGCAGGGCUCCUCUCAGUUUGACCAGGAGCUCGCGCAACUUCGGCAGGAGCUCCAAGAAACACGCAGCCUUGCCGCAGCUGCUGCGGCAGAAGCCCGAAAACAGGAGGCUAUUGCUGCAGCAAAUGAAGGUGCUUUCCUGACAAAGUCUCUCGAGCGGCUGCUGGACCAGAAAUUUCAGGACUAUGUAGCUGCCGAGGAGCCCAAGUGGCAGAAGCUCAGAGAGGAAGUCAGCCGCAGCAAAGAGCAAGUUGUCGGUGAGCUCGUAGAGCAGCAGCAUGAAAGUGUGCAGCAGCUCUCGAAGCUCUGGGAAGCUCAGAACCGGCAGCGAGAUAGCGAGCUGCAGCUGCUGCGGGAACACGCAGAGAGCGCGAUGGUCCAAAUGCGAUCCUCUGUCGGAUCAGCCGAGCUGGCCUAUACCAAGGCCACCGCUGAGCAAGCCACAGUUGCGAAGGUGCUGUCCGAAAUGCAAGCAGAGCGACAGGCGCAUCACAGGGAGCUGGAAAACGGGCGACGUGAGCGAGAGGCUUUGGCGUUGCAGCUCACAGAGGUGAUGACUACCCGGCAAAGCUUUCAGCAGAGCUUGGGGGAGCAGGAGCGAGCCCGGCCAGAGCCCAUUCAGACGGUGAUGACCCCGCUUUCUCGUUCGAGCAGUGCCGGCCCAAUCCCGCCUUGGCCAAAGGAGCGUGACCGAGUUGACCGAGUUGACCGAGUUGACCGAGUUGACCGAGUUGACCGA